ACUCUAGCUUGAUGCUGCCACCACCUGCCUCCUGCCGUCUUGCCCGUGUAGAUAGUAAUGCGAACCCAAGGAGGGAGCCAUGAGGUGUCCAGGGUCCCCACCCCCUCCUCCAACAAUCCUCUAGCUUGGAAUAGCUUUCUGGUGAAGCGGAUGCAGGAUGCUGCAGCCUGAAGGCCUCUAUGCCUUGGAGGAGGGGACAGCCCUGACAGCCUCACGGAAUGACUGCAUCAUCUGCUACUCUGCCUAUGACCUCUCAGUACACUUGCCUCGACGUCUCUACUGUGGCCACACCUUCUGCCAGGCAUGCAUGCAGCGGCUGGAUAUGCCAGCCCACGAACAACACUGGAUCCCCUGUCCACAGUGCCGACAAAGUACCCCUGUGCCCCGUGGAGGGGUGACCAUGUUGGACCUGGACCUGGCUGCCUUCUUGGCAGUCAAAGCUGAACGGGAACCAUCAAAAAUAGAACCCAGGUCCUCUGUCCCCCUCAAAAUCAGCACUACCAUCACUCAGCAGCCAGCUGGACUCUACCCCACCUUGGGCCCCCAACCCCACUUCCCUCAGCCUGGAUGCUGCUGCUGGGGUUGGGGAAGACUGUGCUGGUACCCCCCUGGGAACCCCGAAGUCUAAAUUCUGGCCAUCCCCACCCCCACAAAGGAAACUCUGCUUAGUAGUUUGUCUACCUUGGAUCGUACACAAUGCAAACAGAACAGCCUGCUAGCAAGACAACUCUCCUAUGACUGUACACAACCAAAUAUAGUGGUGUCACCUUGACCAGGAACAUUUCGAGCCAUAGCCUAAGGUCAGAGUCAAUGGCCAUGGUGCCAUAAGACUGCACACUAGGCUGGGGAACUCCCAUUCUACUGGCCUAGAUUCUCGUACCCCAAAGUAGUCUGACUCUGGCUAGCCAACAUCCUGCUGUCUAUGCCUCUUGUAAACCCAGGACUCAGCUGAGAGAAUGGCUCCCAAGAGUCUGUGGGGGUGAGUGUAUGGGCCUGGGCAGGGCCAGGCUAUGGGUGUAUGUAAGUGGCUGGCAUCAGAGUAGGUCUUCCUCUCUAUAAACAUCCAGAGGUAUGAAUCAGGAGCGAGGGCAAGUUGCCUCCUCUAUUCCUGGAGUCUCAUGUGUUACUGUCUAUCCAACAAUGCUCACUGAGCUCUGUUCUCUGUCUGCAGCACAGGUACCAAAGAGGGGUGCAAUGGAGGGCUAGCUCUGACAAGGGGUCUUGACUGAGAUCUCACUGCUCAUUAUCCUAUCUCAAGACUCUCAGCUUUCAUCUACCACUGGUGACUAUAAUACAGACCCUUUAGUAGGUGAUAGAGGCUACAGAUGACUGACAACCCCAAGACCAAAGCUGUAAGCUUCCAUCCUGCUAGAAAGGCUGUAUUCAGGAGGCCCUGGGAGGAGCCUCCUGGGCAGUGGAUGGGAGGCUAGAGAAUUUGCUGAAUAGACAUUAAGAAGACUCCUUCCCUGGGCAAAGUCCCUCAAGCAGCUAGGUUGGGCAGUGAGCAGAGAAGGCUGCUGGAACUUGCAGGGGAGGGCCUAGUCCUCAUCCCAAGGUCUGGAAAGGGCCUGAUCCACAAAAAGGGACAUUUCACAUGCAUGUGCAGACAGGACAGUGCUCAACUGGGAAAAGAUACUCAGAUAAGGGUCGGGCAAUGAGCUCUGCCCACCUCUUUCCAUGCAGAUAGAGACUCCAAGUCCUGGACCCCCUGCUGGGCUCCCCAGAAAGCCCUUCUAGAUCUGGCCCCACCCUUAAACUCAGAUUUGAAUCUGCUGACCUCAGAGCCUCCGUGCAUUCCCAGGCCACCUGAGGAAAUCCAUCUUCCACGCCCACCUGGUGCAAAGGGCUUCUCUCUUGUCUCUCUGUCAGGUGCUGAGAUGAACAUGAUAAGGUUUGCAGAGUUCGCAACCCAGAAGGACGGAGAAGGGCAACUUUCUUGUGGGGUUUCUAGGCAGCCCCAGCCAGAAUGACAGCAUCCUGCCUGGGUGGUGUAGAAUGUCCAUUAAAUGUAUCCAAUGCCUA
This is a messenger RNA of Mus musculus (house mouse), 2022 nucleotides long. It is a transcript of the gene Rnf224, whose product is annotated as ring finger protein 224. The record is from RefSeq and is marked validated. NCBI's taxonomy places the organism in Eukaryota, Metazoa, Chordata, Mammalia, Rodentia, Muridae. The transcript has 2 exons. The coding region runs from base 158 to 628 and encodes 156 amino acids.